Molecule: messenger RNA, 3732 nt
Organism: Fukomys damarensis (Damara mole-rat)
Lineage: Eukaryota; Metazoa; Chordata; Mammalia; Rodentia; Bathyergidae
Gene: Piga
Product: phosphatidylinositol glycan anchor biosynthesis class A
Exons: 7
Coding region: 551-2005 (484 amino acids)
Biological process (GO): GPI anchor biosynthetic process
Cellular component (GO): glycosylphosphatidylinositol-N-acetylglucosaminyltransferase (GPI-GnT) complex
Molecular function (GO): phosphatidylinositol N-acetylglucosaminyltransferase activity
Source: RefSeq, a predicted model, not a curated record
CUUCUCAUUUUUAAAGAGAGAGUCUCUUAAAAUCUAAGAUUCUUUGAAAUUCGAAACUCAGAGCUUUAGGAUGACUUCCUUUUUUGUAUAGUUGAGUUUCUGGAGCCCUGGAAAUCCCAUUUGUAAAGCUAAGAAGAUUUUCACCAGAUCUCCAAGACAACUCUGGCUUUAAAAGUCUUAAGAAUCUAUAGUGGUACAGCAUAUUGAGUAAAUAUUUUCACCUUGGAAUGACCUUGGAGCACUCCAGAGAUAAACUACCCGCUUUAGGAUGUAGGAAACUGCUCCAGCUUUAGCCUUUAUUUUCAAACUCCACACUGAAAGGAGGGAUAAUCAUGGAGGAAAGACGUAUAUAAUGGAAAGAAUGUUUAAGAAAAAAAAAUGGGAGCAGUUUAUCAUCUUUAAGAAUGGAGAAAAUUCGAAUUAUCCAUAGCAUGAACUCCAGGUUUCCUCAGAAAAAGAUGCCCUCAAAAAGACCAUUCCAGCUCCAGGUAACAGAGGACACAUAUCUUAGCUGGGUUGCUCUAAGGACUGAUGUCUAAACCAUCUCAGCAUGGCCGAUAGAGGAGGAGGUGGGGAUGUCAAGGCUCCUUCAGCUCCACUCUUCCUGGUUAGCCCUGGAAACUUUUUCACCUGUACAGCCCACUCUCAUAAUAUAUGCAUGGUAUCUGACUUUUUCUACCCAAACAUGGGAGGAGUGGAAAGCCACAUAUACCAGCUCUCUCAGUGCCUGAUUCAAAGAGGGCACAAGGUCCUAAUUGUCACCCAUGCUUACGGAAAUCGAAAAGGCAUCCGUUACCUCACUAAUGGCCUCAAAGUCUAUUACUUGCCUCUGAAAGUCAUGUACAACCAAUCUACAGCCACGACCCUCUUUCACAGUCUGCCAUUGCUCAGGUACAUAUUUGUUCGGGAGAGAGUCACAAUAGUCCAUUCCCAUAGUUCCUUUUCUUCCAUGGCCCAUGAUGCUCUCUUCCACGCCAAGACAAUGGGGCUCCAUACCGUCUUCACGGACCAUUCCCUCUUUGGAUUUGCUGAUGUCAGCUCGGUGCUCACAAACAAGCUUCUAACUGUGUCGCUUUGUGACACAAACCACAUCAUAUGUGUCUCUUACACUAGUAAGGAAAAUACUGUACUAAGAGCAGCACUGAAUCCUGCAAUAGUGUCCGUCAUUCCUAAUGCGGUAGAUCCUACUGACUUCACUCCAGAUCCUUUUAGGAGACAUGAUAGUAUAACUAUUGUUGUUAUCAGCAGACUUGUUUACAGAAAAGGGACUGAUUUGCUUUCUGGUAUAAUACCUGAGCUCUGUCAGAAGUAUCAAAAUUUAAAUUUCAUAAUUGGAGGAGAGGGACCAAAGAGAAUCAUUUUGGAAGAAGUACGGGAACGAUACCAGCUGCAUGACAGGGUGCGUCUUUUGGGAGCUUUACAACACAAGGAUGUUAGAAAUGUCUUAGUUCAAGGACAUAUUUUUCUUAAUACCUCCCUUACCGAAGCAUUCUGCAUGGCUAUUGUGGAAGCAGCCAGUUGUGGUUUACAGGUUGUAAGUACUAAGGUUGGUGGAAUCCCUGAGGUGCUCCCAGAAAAUCUCAUUGUUUUAUGUGAGCCUUCAGUAAAGUCUUUGUGCGAAGGGUUGGAAAAAGUUAUCUUCCAACUGAAGUCGGGGACACUUCCAACCCCAGAAAAUAUCCAUAGUGUAGUAAAGACUUUCUAUACCUGGAGAAAUGUUGCACAAAGAACUGAAAAGGUGUAUGAGCUGGUUUUGAAGGAAGAUGUGUUGCCCAUGGACAAGCGGCUGGAUAGGCUCAUUUCUCACUGUGGCCCAAUAACAGGCCACAUUUUUGCUUUGUUGGCUGUUUUCAACUAUCUGUUCCUUAUCUUCCUGAAAUGGAUUUCUCCAGAUUCUACUAUUGAUAUUGCAAUAGAUGCCACUGGGCCAAGGGGUGCCUGGACUCAUCACUCUCCUCACAGUAAAGAAAGGGGUGACAAUAAGAAGGUGUCUAAAACCAGGUAGAAGAAAGCCUGCCUUGUAAAGUUUUAAACAUUUGUAACACUUCUGUUAAGACUAUUGAAAAUAACUUUGCUUUUUUGUUUUUGUUUUUUAAAGUUAAUUCAGUAAGUUAUGCUACCUCUCUAUCAUUCAAUGUUUUAUUUAUUUUGAGGAAAGAAACUUAUGCAAUUCCUGAGUGUAGAAACUCCUUGCACUUCUUUACAAUUUAGGAGAGAACAUUCAAGCCACUCAGGUAUGAAAUUUUUCAGAUAUUGAAAUCCCUCUAGCAGAGAUGUUUUAACAUAUUUUGAGAGCUUUGGGUGCUGAAGGGCCAAAUGUUUCUGGGCAUUUUUGGCCAGUUUUUAUUGUUAAAUCAUUGCUUAGACAUUCACUAAAUGUUUACAGGUUUUCUUUAGGGAAGUAUACCAAUUACGGAAACUAUUUUAAGACAUAUUCAUAGAUAUCUAUUAGGCAUUUAAGUGAUGCUCUUAAGCAUUUAUUGGGUCCACUCAGUAAGUGUUACAUAUAAUCAGCAGGUUUCUUGAAUGAGAUGGUCUGUUAGCUAAUGAGCAUGAUUUGAUCACCUGCUGUGUGUAAACUGCUGCUAAGGACCACACUUUAUCAUUCACACGGCUUACUUCAUUAUAGUCAUGGCUGACAUGAGAUGGUAAAAUAUAUUAACAUGCCAAAAAUGAUCAUGCUAGUUAAUGCCAGGAAGACAUCGCUGGUAUAUUCCAAGUCCUCCUUUGAUCAUGUUGUAUGUAUUCUCCUAGGUAGAGCCCCCAUUUGUUUAUGAAGAGCCCUUUUGCUUUUUAAAUUCUAGGGACCGAUAUCACUGUUGAUGAUAAUGCAGAGAAAGCCUCCACAUUUUUCAAUACAUAAUUUAGUCCUCUAAAUACCUUCUUGUUACCUGAGCAGAAUGUAUGAGGUAUGCCAUCUCAAAACCAGCUGCUACUGUAUCCUUUUGAUAUAAGUCACUACCCUCUGCUGUGGCCUAGCUGAUGUCUGAUAAGUAUUGUCAGUGUGCAAAAGGCUUUUCUCCAGAAUGUUUUAUUUAUAGCAAACCAAGUCUGAAAAUUUUAGGAACACAAGUCUCUUUGUGGGUGGAUGUUAUUAACUGUAAUCAUUGUUGCCCAGAGCCAUGGGUUUUUAACCCCCAAUUGUCCACAUGGUGUGUAUUAUGCUUUGAACUCUUUAGAGUACAUUUUUGUGAAAAAAGGACUAUGAAAUCAAAACAGUGAGGCACUUGUGUGUACACUGGAUAGAUUCUCUCAGUAUUGUGAUUCUGUACAGGAUAUUUUUAAUGACAGCAUUCACGAAACGUCUUACCUUUUAAAAAGUAUCUUAUGCCUAUUACCUGAUUGCCACUGAUAUAAAAAGAAAUAUAUCAGUGUUUUGUUUAUACUAAAACAUAAAUGCAAGAGUGCAAUUUUUAAGAUAUAGAAGUUAGAAAUUCUUUUGUUGGAGAAAAAUGGACUUACCCUAACCAUUCAGUCUUAUUAAGAUUUUUAUGCAUUGAAACUGACAUAGAUAUGAAAUAAACAGUGCCAAUAUUCAUGAUAAAAUGAGAAAUGGUUAAUAUUUGGUUUCACUUGUUCUACUCAUCAGUUUUUAAAGGUACACUGCUAUUUUCCCUUUUUCUCUAUUUUUUUCAAAAUUGUUUAAUUCAUGAAUUGUCAUUUAAGAUGAAAAUAGAAUUUAAAAGUGAUUAAUUUUGCUUAUAAAAUGUGUAAUUUACAAGUCAGAAUUAU